Lodderomyces parapsilosis is the source of this 2073-nucleotide messenger RNA. RefSeq names its product Utp8p (gene UTP8). The coding region runs from base 1 to 2073 and encodes 690 amino acids. NCBI's taxonomy places the organism in Eukaryota, Fungi, Ascomycota, Pichiomycetes, Serinales, Debaryomycetaceae. Gene Ontology annotation, molecular function: protein binding. The transcript has a single exon. The record is from RefSeq and is a predicted model, not a curated record.
AUGCUGUCGCCACAACUCACUGACCAAUACCACGUCCUAUCACUUCCCCGAGUUAAUGACGUUCCACUUCCGCAGAAAUUAGUCAUCCCUCAAAUCAACCAAACUGAUGUCUCAUCUACAUCAUCAAUCAUUGAUAUAGGUGUACUGAACUCAAUGCUUGCUUCAUAUAUAACCAAACCAAGUCCGAAAUUAAUUUGGUCCUAUUCGAUCAAGCCAACAGUUGGCAUUAAGUGUAUUGAUGUAUGGCACACAACCACCACCAGGAAGUUAUAUAUUGCUGGACUCGAAGAACGGAAAAAACCACGAAUCUUGGUGAUUGAGACUGAAAAUGGAUCCACUGAAGAUGGAAGUUUUCUGAUUAGCACCGUUGGUGAAAUGGAAUUGGCUGUGGGCAAAGAUCAAGUUGUUGCCGUGAAAUUCUUGUCCACUGAGGAUAUUGUUGUUGUUUACCAAUCUGGAUCAGUGCAAAUGGUAAAUUACAACGAAAAACUAACUUUUGGAACCAAGUACCAAAAUGAAGGAAAUGUCAUUUACAGUACAUUCAUUACAGAUUUAGACGAUCUUUUACUAUUGACAGUAUCGCGAUCCAAAACUUUAACAACUUACAAUUUAAUCUCGAUAAGUACAUCGAAAAUCUUACCAGUUCAAAGUUAUCAAACCAAGCCAGUUACUGGUGCAUCGUAUACUUACAGCUCGGGCAUACUAUAUCAAUAUCACGAUGGUGUAAUUGACUCCUUUUCAAUCACUAAUUUCCACAUUCAAAAGUCGGUUUCAGUUUUGCCCAUCAUCAAUACUGAGGAGCUUGUGUCGAUAGUCUCACCAGCACCUGAUCGUAUUUUGCUAGGAAAUGCCAACAUGAUCUAUUUGUUAAACUUUAAAUUUGAAGCAGUAUUAUCUCAAUUCAAGUCAGUAUCAAGCACAUCCAAUCCAGUCCCUGAUAAAGUCUACCUCAACCAAGUUGCUCAAGUUAAAGGAUCGUCACAAUCUACUCAAUCAACCCGAGCAUACUAUGUUAAUUUAAAGAACAAAGACAACAACGUCUAUUUGAAUGUGAUUGAUGUCAAUGUUGGAUUGAACAAAUUGAAUGAGUGUCUUGGUAAAUCAAUCGAGGGUGGCAACAACCAGGAUUUCAGUCAGGUUGUUGACUUGUACAAUGGUGACGACAAUGAACCUACUGCUCCCACAUCUGGCGAGCUCGACCAAGUUUAUCAGACCUUGGAACAAGCUUGCAAAGCCAAGGAUGUAAAUAAAUGGGAAUCGAUCCUCAUCCCAUACUUGAAAACCCACAAGUCCUGGCAAGAAAUCAAUAAAUCAAAACCAAAAUCGAAAACCUACCAAUUUAAAGAGUUUGACGUGGAAAAUGAUCGCAUUGUUGAUGUCAAUUUCAUAAAUUCCAUCUUUGAUCUCAUCUUCACAACAGAACCGUUACAGUUUAAAGAUGCCCAGUUUAUUCCCGAAUAUACUUUAAUGUAUUUACUCACUAACCCAAUUUAUCCAAAAGCAUACACCACCAAUCUUGUUCAACUUUUACACGAUACUGGCAACAUCACCUUACUCAAACAAGCCAUCAAGACAUGUUCCAAUAUCCCAUUAAAUGAUCUACUCAUACAGUUUGUAACUACUGAGGAUAUGGAUAUUUUCAAUGAGUUGAUCAAUCGUAUCGUUUCCGAUUUUGCUGUUACCGAAAUCACCACCAGUUUGAAAGAUAUCAUGCCACAAUAUUCAACCGAUACAAUUGCAUUAAUCAACAAGGUCUUGUCAACAUCAAACGAUAAAGGUUGGAUCUUGGUUGAAAUACUUGUUGAUAUCAGUGGGCUAUUCAACUGGAGUCAAGAAAAUAUCUUGCGAUUGAAUCAAAUCAUUGAUGCCAGAUUGGCCAACCUCGAUAUCAAUGCUUACAAUUUGACAUUAAUUGAUCAAGUACAAUUGAAAAAAAACCAAUUGAAAAAGAGCAAAAACACUUCUGUUGACGGGGCAUUGACAAUCACUGAUCAAACUCAAUUGAACAAAAGAAUGGAAUCAGAUCUGAAUGAAAAAGUGCCAUUGUAUUCUAUAGAGAGAUUGGAAAUAUAG